Molecule: messenger RNA, 1005 nt
Organism: Drosophila guanche
Lineage: Eukaryota; Metazoa; Arthropoda; Insecta; Diptera; Drosophilidae
Exons: 2
Coding region: 188-856 (222 amino acids)
Source: RefSeq, a predicted model, not a curated record
GUGGGGGGAAGCCAGAAGCAGGGAAGAAGAAGAAGCGAAGCGGCAUUUAAUUUAUUGAUUUGGAAACCACUGAGAAAUGCCUGAUGGCACGCGAUGCAAGGCGAUUGUGAGUCGCCGGUCCCGAAACCAAGGACAUCAUUACCCCCCUCGCUGUAUUUGGUGAAGCGACUGUAACGUGUUUUUUUUCAUGACCAAAAACAGCGACUGUGUCGCCCCGUUCAAACCCAAACGGACAUCACACACACAAAAACUCACUCCGUGCGCGACAUUCAAAGCGUCGCAAGUGUUCAAUCAUAAUCAUUAUCCAGCAGUGCCUUUUGGGAUUAAGAUACUACUAGAAAGGAUGUCGGUGGCUGCAACAAAUGGAAUCGCCGUCGGUGGCGGUAUCAGUGAGACCGAUAAUGUCUCUGCCCUUGAGCUGCAAUCAAAUCGACGCAUGCUGUACUUCAGUGACGGCGUCAUGGAGGAGCUAUCCUCAUCCAGCGAUAGCGAAACCGAAGCGGAUGUACCGGACAAGUGCUACAAUAUCCAGUUGGAUGAGCGCGAAAUGGCAUUGGGGCCGCGCCUACGGUACAAGGCCAGCCGCAUGGGCAAUAAAUUCUUAGCCGGCAUUGACUAUGUGGGCGGUGGGCUGGCCUCCCUGCUGGGCAUUACCAAUACCAAAUAUGCCAGCGAAAUGGACAGCUACCAAAGGGCCAAAAUCCAAGGGGACGAGGACCUUGACAACAACUGGCAGCCGCAGAACAACAAUCACAACAACACAAACCGCAACGAGACCAUCGUGAUGUGUGCACCGGCACGCAGCGAGUUGGCAGCUCCACCACCGACUGAAGUGCAGCAGCAGGGACGACAAUAGCAAGAGAGACAGAGGGAGGAGAGAUUUUGAUACUCGAUUUUUACAAAAUGGUAAAACCAAAAAGCGAAUAAUAAUAUUUUGCAACAUUUUCGACACACUUUAUUCGCUAGCAAAAUAAGUUACAAUAAAAGAAAUACAAAAACAACAAA